AUCUUGAGUUUUGACACAGAUUCCAUAACUUCAAGUAUCGUAGAAAAAGAGAUACAGCUGUGUGGAAGGGGAUUUCCCGCAUUUUCCCAUACUUCAAGAACUUGCAUGCAUUGUCGAAGUUUCAGUUCAACAAUUGAAGAUGAUUACGACGUGCAGCCAAUCUACUACGCCUAAUACUAAGCACCACACAAAGACCAGACAAUGUUCCAGGCAUCCAAGAAAGCCCAACAGAAGUACAUCCCUGGGCUGACUACACGGCCUGAUGACCAGCCAUUGCCGCCUGGGGCUAGUCAAGAUGUGACUGUGAAAGAGAUCCCCUCAGAACUGAUUGAAAACUUUAAGAAUGGUACCAAACAGCCUGUCAUGGCAAUUCAUGAAUAUUGUGCCUUAAAACGAUGGCAGCUUUCUUUCCGAGAGGUAGCAUCAGACAUACAGUCAUAUGGGACACAGUUUGCCUUGACCUGCUCGGUAAACGGGAAGGAAUACCCACAGGGAUCAGGGAGGACUAAAAAGGAUGCCAAGUCUAAUGCCGCUAAGAUAGCGCUGUCAAUCAUACUGGAUGUCUAUGAUGAGGUUGUUGAGGACUCUGAUGAUGAAACUGUGAUGUAUGACUCCAUGGGGAGGAAGCUCUGUACUAGUACAGGUAUGACACAAUAUGAAUCAGCUGCCAAAAAAAGUAUCAUGAGGCACCUAAACAUGGAGCAGCAUUUAGGAGGUCAACCCCAGGAACAGAAUCCUGUCUCAGCCUUACAACAGUACUGUGCGCAGCAUAGCAUGCCAUUUGAAAUAGAGGUCGGUGAUGAACCAGGGCCAAUGGGGUACGAAGCAUUUGUGUUAAUUAAUGACGAUAUCAUAGGAGAAGGAACUGGUAGCAAUAAGAAAGAGAGCAAACGUUUGGCCUGCCAGAGUGCCCUAGACCAUCUCACACAGCAGGACGAGAUGAGAAAGGCAACAGAGGUAGUGAUGACAGAAGAGGACAAGAUAGCUCAGAUAUGUGGCCUUAAACUUGACAGUAUGUUUAAAGAGGUGCCCCUGCUGUCACAGUGUAAGACGUCACUUGCAGCCUUCAUCAUCAAAAGAGGUGAUGGAAAUGGUGAGGUGGUUGCUGUAGGAACAGGUAACUCCUGUAUAGCAAAGAAGUUUUUAACAUUGGAUGGCCGGUGUUUGAUUGACAGCUAUGCUCUAGCUAUGGCCCGAAGGGCAUUACGAAAAUAUUUCUUCAAGGAGAUGAAGAGUUAUUAUGAAGGCAGCAAGGUUUUAUCAAUAUUUGAACAAAUAUCAGAGAAAUCGUGUAUGUUAAAAAUGAAGGACUACAUAAGUUUACAUCUUUACCUGAGUGAACCCCCGUGUGGAGACUACGGAUACUACACUGAAGUGGAGCCAACACCUAGUCCACAGUUGACUACAGAACAGAAAGAAAUGGUUGGAAAAGGAGCUCACUUUCCAGCUUUCAGUGAAGACCUUCCUGGCUGGCUGUGUAUCAAGAAUAAUCUCCAGGAAGUGAACCCAGUGGAGGAGGAGGAUACUGGACUUCAGACAUUGGCUGACCUUGAGACAGAAGAACUUUCUGUGAUGUCCUGUAGUGACAAACUCCUACUGUGGAACGUUGUUGGCAUCCAGGGGGCCCUCUACUCGUGUUUCCUACAGCCAGUAUACAUCAAGUCUAUCAUCGUUGAACGUCAUUUUGACCACGGCCACUUCUGUCGGGCAGUUUGUUGUCGUGUGUACGACGUUCUUCAGGAGUCCUUGCCUCCACCAUACCACAUGAACCACCCCACACUGACAACCACCUCCUUACCCUCCCCUGAUAUGGGAGUCCAUGCCACUCCUCUGUGUAUGAACUGGUCCCAGGGUGACGAGAAAGUUGAGGUCAUUGAUGGCAACACCGGCCGAGCAUCUGACAUUUCCCCACACAAGGCUGGAGCCAAUGGUGCGAGUCGCCUGUGUAAAGCUGCGUUUUUACACAGAUAUAAGGAGCUGGCUAAAGUCACACAACAGUAUCAGCUGCUAAAGGUUCCCUCUGUCGCAGUGGCAAAAAACACUGCCAAAAACUACCAGGCUGCCAAACAGGCAUUCUUCACUCAUUGUGCUCAGAUAGGUAUAGGCAAUUGGGUUAGAAAACCUGCGGAGGUGAAUAAAUUUUGAAAGUGAGAGGAAUCAAACAAGAAAUACAUGUAUCAUCAAGUGUGUGAACUAUUUAGUGUGUGAGAGGCUACUGAAUGGAACUGUCAGAGACAAAUGUCUCUCUGACUUCUUUGUUCUUUGUGAUAGAAUAAGUGAUUGAUUGAAUCAGGGACAAACAUAGAUGGAUUAGGGACUCACUAGUUUGGAGACUGACAUCUCGGUGCUUUUGUAUUUGUGCACUGACCCGAGAAGGUAUGACUAUAUCACUACUACUAUAUAUACAAGCAGUCAUUUAAAAUUGGAAAACAAAUUGUAUAAUUUUAUGAAAGGUCUGCUAAUUGAUGUAAAAUUAAGUUUUGCCUUUUUCAAAUUCGUUUGCUAUUAAACUUCAUGAUCACAAGCAAUGUAAAUGUAUUCAGGUUUUAAUUGAUUCAAUAUUUGAUGCAAAAUUAUAAUAAGUUUAUAACAAAAAUAUGUUUCAAAAACGUAAUCGAUGCACGUGGAAUUUAUUAAACUUUACCAAUCCAACAAUGAAAAAGAUUGGACAGGUUUUUUUUUGAGAAAAAUGGUUCACAAUAAGGUACUAUAUUUCAGUAAUAUUUGUUAUUUACUAUGAACAAUAAGAGACCAAUACGUAAAAUCAGUGAUUCUUAUGCAAAAUUUCAUCAAUUCACUCAAUCAUUUGCUAGAAAAACUCAAUCAGUGCACGUGGGGUUUAUUCAGCUUUUUACAGAUUCAAAACUUAUAACGAUUGGAAGAGAAUUUUUGGAGAAAUGUGCUUCACAUUAGGGUAGUGUAUUUAACUCAAUGUCAUCACGCCACGCCAUUACUAACAGAUAGAGACAGUUUCCAAUCCCUGUAUGUAUGUCCCUGAUUGAAUGUAUUGGAGGGGGGAGGGGGGGGGGUUCCCCUCAUGUCAAUGACCUACCAUUUCAUUCUUUUAAUUUGGUUUCUGUUUCUAUAUGAUUGGUCGAUGAUAGUGCUACAACUCACAACUUACAGGUAAUGGAUGGUUGACAUGUACUAGAUAUCAAAGUGUGACUUGUAAUACAAUAAUAUAUAUGGUAGAAUCUACAGAGGUAGUGUGCCCUGGUACACAAUGAUAUACAAAUGUACAUGUAUAUGGUAGAUUCUACAGAGGGGGUGUGUCCUGGUACACAAUAGUAUAUUAUAUAUGGUAGAUUCAACAGAGGUAGUGUGCCCUGGUACAGAAUGAUAUAUUAUAUAUGGUAGAUUCUACAGAGGUAGUGUGCCCUGGUACAGAAUAAUAUAUUAUAUAUGGUAGACUACAGAGGUGGUGUGUCCUGGUACACAAUGAUAUAUUAUAUAUGGUAGACUACAGAGGGGAUGUGUCCUGGUACACAAUAAUAUAUUAUAUAUGGUAGAUUCUACAGAGGGGGUGUGUCCUGGUACACAAUGAUAUAUUAUAUAUGGUAGAUUCUACAGAGGGGGUGUGUCCUGGUACACAGUGAUAUAUUAUAUAUGGUAGACUACAGAGGGGGUGUGUCCUGGUACACAAUGAUAUAUUAUAUAUGGUAGAUUCUACAGAGGGGGUGUGUCCUGGUACACAAUGAUAUAUUAUAUAUGGUAGAUUCUACAGAGGGGGUGUGUCCUGGUACACAAUAAUAUAUUAUAUAUGGUAGAUUCUACAGAGGGAGUGUGCCCUGGUACACAAUAAUAUAUUAUAUAUGGUAGAUUCUACUGAGGGGGGUGUGCCCUGGUCAUUCAAGUACCAGGAUAUAAAACAACCCAACUUUAAACAUUGUUGAAGGGAUAGCAACAAAUGUAUAAACUAUUGAAGCAAUAGAAACAAAGUUAUACAAUGUGGAAGGGAUAAAAGCAAAUGUUUACACUAUUGAAGGAAUAGAAACAAAGUUAAACAAUGUUGAAGAAAUAGAAACAAAGUUGAACACUGUUGAAGGAAUAGAAACAAAGUUGAACACUGUUGAAGGAAUAUAAACAAAGUUUUACCUAGUUGAAGCAGAAACACAAUUUUAUAGUACUGAUUAGAUAUCACUUGUUACUGUUGACUUCAUUGAUGUUAUAUCUUCAGUUUUUACGCGAUUGUACUGAUAAAAAAACUUAAAAUAUAACUUAAAAUAUACUUUCCUUUCCAUUCAAAAUUUUAUAUUUGUAUUGAAACAUUUAUUUUAAUUAGAAAAUAUAUUCAAAAAGGUACCAGAUAGUUAUCUAUAAUGAUAGUAAAGCCCUUACUUUUUAUUUGUCUCUUAUAAUCUGACAGGUGUAUUAACAUAGAUGGUAGUACUUUUUAUUUGUCUCUUAAAAUCUGACAGGUGUAUUAACAUAGAUGGUAGUAUUACAUGUAUGUGGGCUGAUCAUGACUGAAAACUUUUAUUUCAAAUGAUCUCUUAGAAACCUGGUAGACUUCAUUAUCAUGUUGUGGAGCUGUGUUUUCCUACAAUAUGUCUCCGUGUCCUUUUGGCAACAGGCUGGUGUUUAUUGUAUCUGGUGGUACUUUUGUUGAUUUUGAAGUAAACAAUGCUGAGUAUAAUUUAUAGUGAUUAAUGAAGAUUAUAGAUACUCCUAGUUACAUCCUCAUUAAUUCAGGGGUUCCAUCCACUUUCACUCUCUACACCCCUGUAAUAUAUUUCAUGGCAAAAUUAAAGACUUAGUCACGGCUGCCAUGUGGAUAAAAUAAAAUUACUGAUUCGAUUCUUUGAUGUUUUCCAUACGAAAUUUGGGUUGCCAUACUGUUAAACUGACUGACUUUUAAUUUGGUUGUCACUCCUCUGUAACAAUCAAAAGAUACACACCAGCGUAGUGGUGCGACACCAAUCAAAUAGCUAGGCGUGUGCCUUCGAUUUUGACGUUACAUAUUCCAGGGGUGCAUAGAGUGAAAGUGAACGUAAUCCCAGGACUUCAUUGUAUCAAUGAUGACAAACCUGUAGUCAUAGCCAGACUAAAACCAGUCGCCAUGGUGACUUUUAUGCAGAAAAUUCCCAUUGAACAACUGCAUUUAUUUUCACGUAUGUCCACUUGGUCACUGACAUAUCUUAACCUUGGACUCUUCGUAGGAAUAAACUGUUCCUAAUUUCUUUCAUUGUUUAAUUUUGUGUCCGGUACAUCUGUUGGUAUGUAAGGUGUUCUGUACCAGAUAUAGGUCACUGUUAACUAUGUUUCCCUACAGUAAUAUGGCUGUUUUUAUUGGUGUAUUGAAGGAGGUUUCAUUGCUUGACCUCUCUCUGAAAUACUGAGUCUUUCAUGUCUAGAUUAAAACCAUGCACCUUGCCCACUAUGUUGUUUUAAUUUGACAAUAAUCCAAUACUUACUGUGCAAGUUCAUGCUAUAGAACAUAAUGAUUUUAUGCAAUGUGUUGUACAUGCGUUUUUUAAAACAUCAAUAAAAUUAUUUUUUCAAAUUUG
This is a messenger RNA of Pecten maximus, 5507 nucleotides long. RefSeq names its product adenosine deaminase domain-containing protein 1-like. The record is from RefSeq and is a predicted model, not a curated record. The transcript is spliced from 13 exons. The coding region runs from base 202 to 2145 and encodes 647 amino acids. Gene Ontology annotation, cellular component: nucleolus; cytoplasm. Gene Ontology annotation, molecular function: tRNA-specific adenosine deaminase activity; double-stranded RNA binding; double-stranded RNA adenosine deaminase activity. Lineage: Eukaryota; Metazoa; Mollusca; Bivalvia; Pectinida; Pectinidae. Gene Ontology annotation, biological process: RNA processing; adenosine to inosine editing.